This is a messenger RNA of Sycon ciliatum, 4841 nucleotides long. RefSeq lists its product as uncharacterized. The coding region runs from base 665 to 4342 and encodes 1225 amino acids. The record is from RefSeq and is a predicted model, not a curated record. The transcript is spliced from 14 exons. Lineage: Eukaryota; Metazoa; Porifera; Calcarea; Leucosolenida; Sycettidae.
CCAACAUGACUGUCUGGACAUCCAGGCCAGUUCUGCGGACAGAGGUUGUAUGACCGAUACAGGCAUGUCAUCCACAAAACGUAACACGGACCCGCGUAGAUCUACCCACCCGUACCCGGACCCGGCCAGGGCCACCCUCACGCACUGCUGUUGCUGCUGCGGUAGAUCUACGCGGUAGCUAGCUCACCUCGGCGAAACGGGCACCAUUUCCACACUGGAGCUUCGUGGUGAAAUAUUUUCACUGCAGCGCUAGCUGUAGUUUCUUCAGUUUUUCAUGCCACCGCCAGUACAGGCAGCCUGUAGACGAGUUGUUGUAGGCAGCGAGGUGGUGUUACAGUUAGUUUAGCCGUCUGCUGCUUCGUGUCAAAGUUUGUUUGGGUGCAGGCUGUGUAAGAAUCUGUUUGUUGGCCAAAGGGUUUCAUCGAAGUUUCCUAGUGGCUCGGAGGCUCCAUUCGACUGCUCCAUACCGUCACGACGUAGAGAACCGGUACAGCCUAUCCGCCCACGACGUUCAAAGUCGUGUCCAGGAUUCAACUUUCAAGCAAACCGUGACUCCUGGCUGCAGGAGCGCUCGCCACUGGACGUUCAUCGUCCCCGUUUGUCAUGGUGUUCCAGUGAUUCUGGAUGGUGACUGACGUCCGUGACUUUUGUUGUUGUCGCAGUCAUGGCUACAGCAGAGAACCACGCGGUCAACACAUGGCCAUGGUCAAGCCAGAUGUUCCGCAAGUGGAUCCCACGCCUCCAAGCAGCGCUCAGCUGCGAUGCAAUUCGUGUUGAAUGCUGUGCCAAGCGGUUGAUCUCCGAUGCGCAGAAGAAGGAAUUGAUGGCGAUAAAAGAUUCUGCCAAACACAAUGGCCGACUGCUAGAUAUGCUGAGCAGGGGUACAGCUGAGACUUUCCACACUUUCUGUACUAUUGUGCGUAGCACCGAACCUAAAGCAAACUUUUCAAAGUUCCUAGAUGACAUGCAGUCAGUGGAUACCUUUGUUGCAGGCAAUGAAGGUGCAGCAAAUAGAGUAACUCGAAGUCAACCAACCCGGUUCACCGGGAACCCACCACCUUCACCUAGCCAAGCAACUCGGUCUCCGCCAGCCAUAGCACCCAAACCAAAGCCUGUUGUUAAACCCCAGGCCACUCACACAUCUCCCGCCAAGCCCACCGGCGUCUCUGCAAUGAUAGCGGCCUUGAAUUCAGCCGGUCAGGAAGGGAAAUCGGCUGGAAGUCUACCUUUGAAACCCAUUCGAGCCCCCCGGCCUCCUACUCGCCCAAAGCCUGUCACUCCCCACAACACAGCAAGAGCAGUGGAAACUAAGGAUCCCACUACAGGUCACAGAGUGCAGCCAGUAGUGACUUCUGAUCCUGUGUCUCCUCCACGACCACCGCUCUGUGACCACGCACGACUAGCGGCUGGCGGUAACCAACCAGAUGGCACUGAGGCGGCGACAUCUGCCCCAGCUGAUCCCAAGCCCUCUCCGAAACCUGGACAAGCUGCUCCGUCCAGGUCUGCCAGUGUCUCCACACUAGCAUCUAGUUUUGAAUCGAAUAGGCACGAAACAGUCAGACUGCCCUCGGAUCAAGCCCCAAAGCCAAAACAUCGCCAAAUGUCCAUAGCCGGUGCCAGGGCAGCUAGCUUGGCCAGGAGCCCAGCAAUAGCUGGUGGCAAACACCCAGGCGGACAUGCUGUGCAGCAAGUCCAGCGGUCAGCGCUGCCAACAGAGAGCUUAACUGCCAAGCCCAUUGCUCGAUCUCUGACUGGACGCGAGCCGGUUACCAAGAAGGCAACAGGAGAUUCAGCAACGCCUCCCCAGCCAAACUCUCUGAGCCAAGCGGGCAACACAGGGCCAUGGUCAAGUCAAGUGUUUCGCGAGUGGAUCCCACGCCUCCAAGCAACGCUCAGCUGCAGCACAAUCCGCAUGGAAUGCCGGGGAAAAGGUUUGAUCUCCGAUACGCAGAAGAAGGAAUUGAUGACAGUAGAUGAUUCGGCCAAACACAAUGAGCUUCUCCUCGAUAUGCUGAGCAGGGGUACAGCUGAGACUUUCCACACUUUCUGUAGUAUAGUGCGUAGCACCGAACCUGAAGCAAACUUUUCAAAGUUCCUAGAUGACAUGCAGUCAGUGGAUACCUUUGUUGCAGUUUCUCCGGAAUGCCAAAAAGACUGCAAUAAAGUAGUAGACCUGAUGAAAGAGUUCUCAGCACCGGAACGUCAACGGGUGGUCCACACUGCCGAGGAUGUGGCACGAAUGCGAGCGUCACAGACCGUCCUCGACAAGAGAAAGAAACCCAUCCACUUACCACAGCCAACCUCGCCUGUGAACGUAGACUUGCUGAGCAUGCGGAACAUGGGACAAGAACAACGGCGAGCGGUAUUGACUGAAAUCGACCGCUUGGCGUCUAGCGCUAGCAUCACUGAUGAUCGUGAGGCACAGGAAUGCCAGUACCAGGGUCAGGUGACACGGGCGGACGGCCAAGUUGACAUAUCGCCAGCUGAUAUACAUAGAGAGUUAAGUAAGCACCCUUGUUUUAUCAGCAUCGGCACUGAAUCUGCAAGGGACAGCCGUAGCAUUUCAGAAACCAAGCAGUAUUUGAAGGAUACUGGCUUCAUCGACGACCACACUGUCGUCACAGAGACCACUGGCUAUCUGGAGGUGCUAGUGAACGUGCCUGUGAACAUACUGGCCAUUCGUGGCAGCAAACGACUGAAGUUUACAGACGAGAGCUCAUCUAUAGUGAAGUUCAUCAUCGACUGUGAAUAUAAUCACACGGUCCCGAGUUUCAUUGAACGAGUCGUACGUAAUCUCCGCAAUCUUCUUGGUGAUGAGAGUGUCCAUGCCGACGGUGUACACAGCGAGAGCGGAGGCACAGCAGUGUUUGUACAGAUGUCUGCCAAGGCUCAUACCAGGCUCUGGGAGUUCUGUAAGGAUCAAUCUAGCCUGCUCGCUGGUCUGCACAUUCUUGAAGUGUCAACUGUGGACGGAGCAGUAGUCUUCAAUUUGCGUCCCACGGCAUGCAGUGACGAAGGUAUUAAUCCUGACGACCAGAAGCGCUUGGUUGAAGAGUUCUGCGGGAGAUUUCCGUCCUUGGACCAGGAUGAGCUGUCUGUCGCUGUGGCUGACCAACCGGAUGUUGAGCAUGCAGUGAUUGCACUGACCAAGCUCGUCUUCGAUGAAGGCGAAGCAUGCUUGAAUGCACUGCCUGAGAUUCUUGGUGGUGUGUCGGCAAGAAAGACAACUUCUAUCCCUGCUCACGUUCACGGUGUAGCGGCAAGAAAGGCAACUUCGACCUCUGCUCACGUUGAUCAUCCUGAAGAGGCCAUUUCAACCCAUGUCUCUGCCAAUUCUGAACACGCAGUAGAAAUCCAGGGAGCUGACAAUGAGCUGUCUCUCCAGCCGCAACUUCAGUCCCAGUGGUCUUUUCGUGGCAGUCUACCUGAUAGCUGGCGCUAUUCCGACAGUCGUCGUACCAUGUACAAUGGGCAUGCUUACAUUGUGUGCCGGGAGGAGGAAGGAGCAAUGAUCUACCGGUCUACUCAUUCUCUCAAGGAAAGUCUUCAGGUGGCAUGGACAAGAGCAAUCACCAUUGACAACCCACACUUUCGGUCAUGGAGGAACUUUUGCAUUCACAAUGAAAAAAUGUACUUUGCAAGUAUUAGUGAUGGGUAUACAUGUAUCCCCAAGAUCCAUGUUGUAGAUCUACAGGGAAACUGUGGUACUAGAGAAAUACAAUGUGAUUGUAUCCCAGUACAAGAUACGAGUAUGAAUACAUCUGUCAAACCUUUUGCGAAUGUAUUUAUAACCCAGUCAGCGCUUCUAAUAGUAUGCUUCUGGCGCAACCAUUUCUUAGAAGUUAUUUCAUUAGAUACUAGGCAUGAUGAUGCAGUAUGGGCAAAAUUGGAUCCGCUCAGCAUGCCGGAGCCGCCGGACAGCAUCUGCAGCACUGACAGUACUCUGUUUGUGAUACCAACAGGAGACCUCAAUGAUGCGCAUUUGUCAAUCAUGAAGUUGGAUGUAAGCGAGGAAAGUCUGCGAAUGCCAUCAUGGCUCGAGAUCAAAGUGGACGUGCCUAAGGCUCUUGAUGUAGAAGUAGAUCUAUUCCAUUGUGAUGUACCAGCUGCUGUGGGUAACACUAUAAUGUUACCCAUGCUCUAUGGAGAUGAUGAUAAAUUAGUCAAUGGUGUGAUAUGUGUUGAUUGUACUACGUGUAUAGGCCGGUGUUCUGUCUUGCCGUUGCCAUCCAGUACAUCCUGUACAACCCUUACAUUGCAGUUGAUGGUGGAUGGCGAUACGCUUAUUGAACUCCAUUAUGAUCACUCAGUGUAUACUCUUCAGCUACCUGACCAUUUGUAGACACCAGUGAUUGAUCGGCUUCUACAUGCAUGUAUGCCAAGGCGGUGUACAAUGUAGAUAUUCUGCUGCGGCUAGGUCAUGUGAUGGACAACUGGUGCACACUGUGUGUUUUUGUGAUCCUGAGUUUUUUCGUUUGCACAUGCAUACCCUGUUCUACUGGGGACCCAUAUGCAUGAUGUGUUUGGUGUCCAGUUCUUUCAGGCCAUCAUUCUACAUAGGCACUGUCCUGAAAUGCUUAUUGUCUAUGUACAUAUUAUACAUUAGGUUGGAGGCAUAUUAUAAUUAUAUAGAUAUUAUGUAUAUAGAAUGCUGUCCAUGGAUUGGAUAUGAUGUAUUAUAUAUACAUAGAAUAUUAGUUCUAAAACUCAACAGCUCUCCACACAUACAUACUCAUUAUAACUGUGUACAUAGUAGUCUUUCUUGUCAGUGAUUGACAAAACCCCAGAGGUUGAAUUGGUCAGCAGCCACAUUACUUCUUUCCUAGAAAUUGAAGAACUGA